UUCUUUUUUUUUUUUCUCUGCAAGUCUCAGGGACAGGAGGAGGGGCGCCACGGCCCCAUGUGUGGGAGGAUUGCUUCAGUUCCACAAACUUGCACGGAUUUGGGUUACAACUUUGGCCCGUGGCUCGGCCCCGGUUCCCUCCGAAUUGCUGCAAAUUCGCCAUUGUUCCCGGGCUGCUGGCAAAGUUGGAGCCGGAAUUUCUUUUCACCCGGGAGCCGGCGGUGUCGAAGCGUCUGCAAUGAACCCCGUGAAUGCUACUGCUCUCUACAUUUCCGCGAGCCGCCUCGUGCUCAACUACGACCCCGGAGACCCCAAGGCGUUUACCGAGAUUAACAGGCUCCUGCCUUACUUCCGACAGUCCCUCUCGUGCUGCGUUUGCGGACAUUUGCUGCAAGAUCCCAUUGCACCCACCAACUCCACCUGCCAACAUUAUGUCUGCAAAACUUGCAAAGGCAAGAAAAUGAUGAUGAAACCGUCCUGUAGUUGGUGCAAAGACUAUGAGCAGUUUGAGGAAAAUAAGCAGUUAAGCAUCCUAGUGAAUUGCUACAAAAAACUAUGUGAAUAUAUAACACAGACUACAUUGGCACGGGAUAUAAUAGAAGCAGUCGACUGUUCUUCUGAUAUUUUGGCUUUGCUUAAUGAUGGAUCAUUGUUUUGUGAGGAGACAGAAAAACCCUCAGAUUCAUCCUUUACUCUGUGUUUGACACAUUCCCCUUUACCUUCAACCUCAGAACCCACAACUGAUCCUCAAGCUAGUUUAUCUCCAAUAUCAGAAAGCACUCUCAGCAUUGCUAUUGGCAGUUCUGUUAUCAAUGGUUUGCCUACUUAUAAUGGGCUUUCAAUAGAUAGAUUUGGUAUAAAUAUUCCUUCACCUGAACAUUCAAAUACGAUUGAUGUAUGUAACACUGUUGACAUAAAAACUGAGGAUCUAUCUGACAGCCUGCCACCUGUCUGUGAUACAGUAGCCACUGACUUGUGCUCUACAGGCAUUGAUAUCUGCAGCUUCAGUGAAGAUAUAAAACCUGGUGACUCUCUGUUACUGAGUGUGGAGGAAGUACUCCGGAGUUUAGAAACUGUUUCAAAUACAGAGGUCUGUUGUCCUAAUUUGCAGCCCAAUUUGGAAGCCACUGUAUCCAAUGGACCUUUUCUGCAGCUUUCUUCUCAGUCUCUUAGCCAUAACGUUUUUAUGUCCACCAGUCCUGCACUUCAUGGGUUAUCAUGUACAGCAGCAACACCGAAGGUAGCAAAAUUGAAUAGAAAACGAUCCAGAUCAGAAAGUGACAGUGAGAAAGUUCAGCCACUUCCAAUUUCUACCAUUAUUCGAGGCCCAACAUUAGGGGCAUCUGCUCCUGUGACAGUGAAACGUGAGAGCAAAAUUUCUCUUCAGCCUAUAGCAACUGUUCCCAAUGGAGGCACAACACCCAAGAUCAGCAAAACUGUACUUUUGUCGACUAAAAGCAUGAAAAAGAGUCAUGAACAUGGAUCUAAGAAAUCUCACUCUAAAACCAAGCCAGGUAUUCUUAAAAAGGACAAAACAGUAAAGGAGAAGAUUCCUAGUCAUCAUUUUAUGCCAGGAAGUCCUACCAAGACUGUGUACAAAAAACCCCAGGAAAAGAAAGGGUGUAAAUGUGGGCGUGCUACUCAAAAUCCAAGUGUUCUUACAUGCCGCGGCCAACGCUGCCCUUGCUACUCUAAUCGCAAAGCCUGCUUAGAUUGUAUAUGUCGUGGCUGCCAAAACUCCUAUAUGGCCAAUGGGGAGAAGAAGCUGGAGGCAUUUGCUGUGCCAGAAAAGGCUUUAGAGCAGACCAGGCUCACUUUGGGCAUUAAUGUGACUAGCAUUGCUGUGCGUAAUGCUAGUACCAGCACCAGUGUAAUUAAUGUCACAGGGUCCCCAGUAACGACGUUUUUAGCUGCCAGUACACAUGACGACAAAAGUUUGGAUGAAGCUAUAGAUAUGAGAUUCGACUGUUAAAUCAGUGGGUCUUUAAACCUACCUCUGGUAGGGAAAAUAGCUACAGUUUUACGGCAGCUAUGGUUUUGUUGGUUUAACUUGCCGGAGCUCCUGCAUAUAGAUCACUUGUAUCAAGUGUUUUCAUUGCUAAGUUAUAUGUGUUAGUGUCGGGGAAAUAGUUUGCAGAUAAUGGAGGAGUAACCCUACAACUAUAUGUCCUUAGUUCUUACAGAACCUCAUAGUUUGAGAACAAAUGCUGAUGCAACUGAUUUAUACAAAAUGAACUUUGGCAAGGAAAAUAACAUUAACCUCAUUGUUUAUGGUCAUGCUUUGUGCAUAAUCAAAGUUUAUGAUUAAAUGUAAGAAGUGGUAUCUAGUCAGUCCAUAAAGAUUGUGCAAAGUUUUGUGGAAAAGUAGCCAUUACUUUUCAUUUACUGUUCGGGAAACUCAGUGUUGCCUUAGGAUGCCAUUGAUGUUUCUCUUGUUGAAAAGCUGAUGUGUCCAGCACAACCUUUGUGCUGACAUAAUACCAUUUCCGAUCAUGAAAAUUGGCUACUGGUGUAUGUAGCAGUUCUUAAAUCAGCAGUAUUAUGAAAGAAAAUUUGCCCCUCAUUAGAAUGUUGAAGAAAUCUGUCUUUUUAAAAGUGAACAGACUGAAAUUCUGUCAGACUGCAAAUGUCUAACUCUUUAUGCUACAGAACUCUUCUGAGUUUAUUCUAGGGACAAAUUCAAAAUCCUUCACUUGGAGCAAUGUUCUAAUUAAAUGAAGUGGAGAAGAGCAGUUUUAUUCUGAAGGUAAUUAGACUAUAGAUGACAUUAAAAUUAUUUAAAAAAUAAAAUUAUUAAAAUGUUUUAAUUAGAAAUUGGGAUUUAAAAUUAUUUGGAAUAAUGCCCCCAUAUGUAUCCAGAUUUAUGCAUUAUACGUAUUGCCAUUGGCCAUUUUGAUUUUUUAAAAAUUUCCUUGAAUAGUUUGCCACUUUAUUUUGAAUAUGCUCCCCCUUAUUUUUUUAGGGUGCUAUUCUUAUGAAGGCUUUUUAUAGAAGCCUAAUAAAAAAUGUUUUUUUAUGAAGCCUGUGCAUUUGGGUAGGUUUGAAGCUAGGAAGAUUUUCUUUAGAAUGCUCUUUUGCAUGUAAAGCACAAACUGUUUGAGUUUCAGUGCGCUUCUUCCUAUGGGGAAGACAAGUGAGUCACAUUCUGUUAAAGGGAAAUCUAGUCAGUUGCUUGAAAGAGCACAGUCCACACAAAACAAGGGCUGACUAGGUUGGAAAGAAAUGACCUUAUGAUUUAAGAGUUGCUGCUUUGACAGUGCUUAAAGAAAAAUACUGCUGGAAAAGAUACAAUUUCUACUACGUUCACCAUCUCAUGAGAUCUGGCAUAUGUUGAAGUUAUGUUUUGAUUUGGCACACAGCAUGUUCAAUGAUGGUUACUCGCCUAAUACAAGACAUGGAGAAGAAACCGUUGGACACAGAGCAGAUGACACCUCCUUCUGUUUUGUAGUGUAUCCUGGUGUCAUUUUCUGUGAAUGUGGUCAGGUAGAGUUGUUUUUGUUGUUGUUGUUGGGCUUUUUUUUUUUCUGUCUUUUUUGGUGGGGUGGGGGUGGGCUAAAGCCAUAGGAAGAAAAAUGUGAUGUAUGUGUCCAGUAUGUACUAUUUUGUUUUUUUGUUUUGCAAGAAGAGUUGAACUAUUUUUGAUAACAAGAGUAAAUGGUGGAAAAUGCUUCUUAGUUGUCUUGUCUUUAUUUGCUUUCGAAGUUUUGGAAUUUUAUUUAAUUCCUUUAAGUGUUAGCAGUGUCUUAAGAAACAUGUAUUUGCCUAAAGUUUGUAACAGUUUUGUGUUGAACCCAGAUGCUCUGCUAUAUAAAUUUGUAAAUCUGUUCUUUAUUCAAUAAGAAUCGCUUAAAAAAUGGCUAGAAAUAAGAUUGUAUACUUGGAUGAUUAGGUAUAUUUUGCAACUCUCCCAAACUUCCCUACCACUCUUAAAAUUCACAAGGUACUUUAUUGCUUCCCGGGUUUGAUAAUUUUAGAUUUGUGUUUUGAUGCAUGGGAGGUUGGCAAUAUAGACACAGUAAAAAAUUAAUAUGUGAGGGCCUUGAUUCUUCUGUAAUAUUGCAAUGAGGAAUUCAGGUUGUUCUUAGCACAAGUUUCUCUUUUUUAUGCUGGUAUUCUCACUGCCACAUUUUUUGAAACCUGUAUUACACCUUUAAACCUAUCAAUAAAUGUUAGUUUUCUAA
Sorex araneus (European shrew) is the source of this 4181-nucleotide messenger RNA. It is a transcript of the gene MSL2, whose product is annotated as MSL complex subunit 2. The coding region runs from base 239 to 1972 and encodes 577 amino acids. Gene Ontology annotation, molecular function: ubiquitin protein ligase activity. The record is from RefSeq and is a predicted model, not a curated record. Gene Ontology annotation, cellular component: MSL complex. Lineage: Eukaryota; Metazoa; Chordata; Mammalia; Eulipotyphla; Soricidae. The transcript has 2 exons.